Molecule: messenger RNA, 4975 nt
Organism: Austrofundulus limnaeus
Lineage: Eukaryota; Metazoa; Chordata; Actinopteri; Cyprinodontiformes; Rivulidae
Gene: edil3a
Product: EGF-like repeats and discoidin I-like domains 3a
Cellular component (GO): plasma membrane
Molecular function (GO): calcium ion binding; signaling receptor activity
Source: RefSeq, a predicted model, not a curated record
UGUCCGGGAGCUGUGAGCACACACGUCGCUCUCUCCACUCCAUCGCUCCACUGCGGAAGGACCGCGAAGGCAGCAGCAGAGGAGCAGACAGACAGCAGGUUCACUUCACUUCUUCCUGCUCGAGCCAGUCCCGUAGAGGCCACUUUAUCACUUAGGACCUACUUUUCUCUGAGAGGACAUAAAAAAAAAAGCCAAUCUCGCAGGUUGGUGAGAACGAAGGAAGACGAACUUUUGGCCGUGUGAUUUAUUUUGUUUAUUUUUAAUAUCGGUUUUAAACCACAUCCCUGUAACCUUGGAAGACGCACCUGAUUGUUGCGCGAGGAUGGGACCACUACUCCCUUUCAUCGUGUUGUGUUUGAGCGCUGCUGUCCCACAUCAUGCGAAAGGAGCAGAUGGCGAGGAGCCAACUUCUGCAGGCCCUUGCCAUCCAAACCCCUGCCACAACAAAGGCACUUGUGAGAUCAGCGARACCUACAGAGGUGACACCUUCAUCGGAUACAUGUGCAAGUGUCCACCAGGCUUCAUUGGAGUUCACUGCCAACACAAUAUUAAUGAAUGUGAAAGGGAUCCAUGUAGAAAUGGAGGCGUUUGCACUGAUCUGGUUGCCAACUAUUCCUGUGAUUGUCCAGGAGAAUACAUGGGGAGGAAUUGUCAGUACAGGGCCACUGGGCAUGGAGGGUGGCAUCAUCUCCAACCAACAGAUCACAGCCUCCUCCACCCACCGCGCUCUGUUUGGUUUGCAGAAAUGGUACCCGUACUUUGCACGCCUCAACAAGAAGGGCCUGGUCAAUGCCUGGACUGCUGCCGAAAAUGACAGAUGGCCGUGGAUCCAGAUCAACCUGCUGAGGAAGAUGAGGGUCACGGGCCUAAUUACCCAGGGUGCCAAACGUAUCGGCAGCCCAGAGUAUGUCAAGUCUUACAAAGUGGCGUACAGUGAUGAUGGGAAGACCUGGAGAACAUACAAAGUCAAGGGCAAAGAGGAGGACAUGAUUUUUAGAGGAAAUGUUGAUAACAACGCUCCAUCGGCCAACUCUUUCACACCUCCUGUUGAAGCCCARUACGUGCGCAUUUACCCCCAAGUCUGCAGGAGGCACUGUACCUUACGGAUGGAGCUCCUUGGCUGUGAGCUGACAGGCUGUUCUGAACCUUUGGGGAUGAAAUCAGGACAUAUCCAGGACUACCAGGUCACCGCCUCCAGUAUCUUCAGAACGCUCAACAUGGACAUGUUCACUUGGGAGCCUGGGAAAGCCCGUUUGGACAAACAGGGCAAGGUCAAUGCUUGGACAGCUGGACACAGUGAUCAGUCGCAGUGGCUACAGGUGGACCUGCUUUUGCCGACCAAGGUUACGGGUAUCAUCACCCAGGGAGCUAAAGACUUUGGGCACGUCCAGUUUGUCGGCUCAUACAAACUUGCUUACAGUAACGAUGGAGAGCGGUGGAGUGUAUAUCAAGAUCAGAAACAAGGAAAGGACAAGGUAUUCCAGGGAAACUUCGACAAUGACACACACAGAAAGAACGUGAUAGACCCUCCCAUCUACGCCCGGCUCAUUCGGAUCCUCCCCUGGUCGUGGUACGGCAGGAUCACUUUGCGUGUAGAAAUACUGGGAUGCACAGAGGAAGAGUGAUGUCCUUUCCUCCAAAUGAUUAUUAUUUUUCUUUUUGUUUUGUUUGUUUUGUUUGUUUUUGAGCCACCACCCCCUGCCCUUUUGGGUACUGGAGUAUUAUCAUGCAAUUCUUCAGAAAUAAAACUGUUCAGCCUGUAAAAAGAAAUUGAUUCCAAAUGGAUUUUUCAAGAAUAAGUGUUGCGUUGUGGUGGGGUUUCCUGUUCGUUCUUUUGUACACUAAGUUAAAACCUGCCCCCCGGUCUACUUUUGUCUUUCAGUUUCCUAUUUAAAAAAGUGAUUUUUGUCUUUUUAUUCUUCUCAAGAUUGGCCAUCCUCUUUGGAAUGAACUUCUGUAAAAUAUAUGGGCGGAUAGGAGUCAGGGGUGGAGUCUGAACAGGGGUGGGGGGAGGGAGAGGGGUCCCACUGUGGUUUUAACUUGUUGCCAUGGAAGCUAUUGUACAGUGUCACUUUUUAACAAAGACGUGAAACCUGUCUGUUGUGCUUCACUGGACAUUAUUAACCGACUUCAUAUCAUAAUUAAACUGUCUAAGUAUGUAGAGAUAACGCCAUCAUGUUCUGUUUUUUAUCUGAUAACGACACCCCGUCAAGCCAUGGAUUUACUCAAAGGGACUCUGACAUUGCAGCAUCUCUCGAAACACUAUCAAUUCUCUUGUAUUAUAUGUAAAAGACUAAGAAACUGCAUGGUGCGUGAAUUAUAARUGUAUAUUAUGACAAAUCAUUUAAAGCCUCCGGCCCUGAGAGUAAAUAGCUUUGAAUUGGGGACCUAUUUUUAUGUGCAUUUUUAAAUCGUACUGAAACGUGACCACACACUUCUAAAGCUCACUCGAGAUGAGGGAAAUGUGAGAUGGAUAAACAAGCACUGCAGGUGAAAGUGUCACUGCAGCACAGACAAAGAGGCUUUAUUUAAUGUCUUCUUGCUCAGUUUCCUUUUUUAUUUAUUUACAGCUUUGAUUAUAACUUUUGGGUGAUAUUUCUCUCCCCUUCCCCUUUUAGCUGUCAGAUUCAUAAAAAAAUAUCUGUGUUUGAUGUCCUCUCGUCGUCUUGUUGAUCGAAGUGAAAUGAAUUAAGAAUCUCAGGAUAGAUGUCAUUCAUAAUUACCCACGAUGUGUAAUGUUUGGCCACUGAAAAUAAAAGUAUAUUUCACUGAAAGUAUCAAAUGAGUAAAAGAAAAUAUUAAAAUUAUUCACAUUGUGUGCAUACGCCAGUUUUUGAACAUGUUUUGAUUGAGAUAUGAUCAGUGAUAUCACAGAAUAAUUAGCUUUUUUACAACAACCAUUGACUUCAUGUUUCAAUCCUAAAACUGCAGUGAUGAUGACAAAUGAACAUCAAACAGAAUCCGUGAUGGUUUAAAAUAAACUUUAUUGUUCAAAUCUUCUUCGGUUGGGUUCUGUAAGAAAUCUAUGAACAUUUAAUGUGUUGUAAAUAUACUGUAUCUGUCUGGCAUCAGUUUGGAUUAGAUGCAUUGGAAUUUUAAUUUAUCCAGAUUGAUGAGCUCAUGCCAUCUGAAAAAACAGUAUUCUUUCAGGCUAACACAUUAAAAAAAUUAAAUCACUAUCAUAUUAUCAGUACACAGUUGCUAACAUCAAAUUUGAUGGUUAUUAAGGUGCAAAUAAAGGCAGCAGCAGCUAGCUGUAGUACAUCCAGUGUAGUUGGUUUGAAUUGCAUGUUUUGUUUUCUGCAAAAAUUACUGCAUAAUGAGAAUUUUGAGACAGUGUAAAGAUUUAUAAAACUUAAUUACAAACAUUACAGUAAAAUAUUAUUUUUUAUUAUUGUUUUAUAAACCAGUAUGAAGACUUUGAUAUUGAAAUUGGUUUUAAAGUGGUAAUCUACUUUGGCCAUGGCCCAGCUUGAAUUAGCUGUUAGCUAGUCAUUCAAAGACCAUUCAAAUAGCUAUCUACAGGUAAGAUAUUAUUUGUUCAUAACCUUUCCAUAGAACCCCACUUUGAAAGAUCUUUUGAUGUUUACACAUUUAGUGUCAUGGAAUGUUUACCUUUUGUGUAUUUUCACAUGAUGUGACCGGAUCUGUUUGUAGGUUUACGUGGUUGAAAACUUUACAAGAAAACAUAAUUAUUACAAAUGUGUAUUUUAGUCAAAAGCAUUUAUUUCUGCUGAUUUCAUUGCAUAAACACCAAUUUUAGCAGUGCUUGUCAGUAAAUGAAAAAGCUGCAUGGGUAAAGAAACUGAAGUAAACAGAAUUAAACUUUAGUUGGGCUACCCUGGGUUACAUCAGGGCUUCCUGCUCCUAACAGGUUAUUCCAAAGCUCUUGAGUGCCACAAUAAGACUUGACAUCUACUUUUAUGCUUCAUGUUUUCUUUAAGACUUGCCAGCUUUCAGUGUCUCAGCAAGCACAUAAUUUCAGAACACAGUUUAUUUGCUCUGAGACAGUAGCUUGAAAAAAAAACUUUCACAUGGAGAAAAUAAUUUGGAGCAUCAUUUUUUUGAAGUUGUUGAUAAAAAACUUUUAUUAAUGACUUUUCACAUAAUACCUGCUCACGAAAGCUGGUACCAGACAUUUUUCUAUCAACACCCAAUACAACAUAAAGGUUAUUUUUGUCUGCUUUAUAAAUUCAACAGGAAAAAAAGAAAAACAAAUUAUACAGAGAAUUUAAGCUAAAAAAAUGCAGAUAAUGAUAUGCUGGUCCUCUGCAGUGAUGGUAAUGUGUUUAAAGAAUGUCUUAGAAAACUCUACAUGUGUAAGUUCUACUGAAUGCAUUUGCUGUAGAUUGUCCUUAUGUGUGAGAAUCAAUGAACAUCACUUGUUAGGUUGUGGGCACGGCAUUAAUAAUAUAUUUUAUUAUUAUUAUUAUUUGUUUUGUUUUGUUUUGAUUUUAACAUCUGUUAAUAUUUUAGCCCCUACAUGCUUAUUAUUAACCUGACCACUACAUGCACUGAUCAAGCUUUGUAGAAAGCUUCCUGUGAGCAUGUAGGAUGAAGCAGGCCUGCUGCAAAGCUCUCAGGAAGUAUGCAUGAUGUAUGAAAUUCAACGCUACAGUUAUUAACCAAGAUGUCCACGGGCACAUUCUUUUUUCUGCAUUUGAUGAUAUGCAGUGGAAUAGUUUUUUUUUUAAACCCAAUGUCGGCACUGUAAACUUCACUGAACAAAUCAAAACAAAAAGAAAAAGGAAACGAAGUGGAAAAACCAUGCUGUCUUUGUGUUUCUGUGUCAAAUGUUCUCAUAUUGUUUCUCGCCUCUCUUGUACAUCCCCAUUCAGAAAUCCCAACAAUUAUAUUUCUGCUUAUAGAUUCAAGCCUGCAUAGGAGGGAGAGACUCUGUACAGUCAAAAAAUGAGAUGUUGCUUCAAACAAAAGCUGUUUCAGUUUGACAAAUAAAAACAUAUGUGUGACAAAG